Molecule: messenger RNA, 5026 nt
Organism: Vollenhovia emeryi
Lineage: Eukaryota; Metazoa; Arthropoda; Insecta; Hymenoptera; Formicidae
Product: guanylate cyclase 32E-like
Exons: 20
Coding region: 237-4625 (1462 amino acids)
Biological process (GO): protein phosphorylation; cGMP biosynthetic process; intracellular signal transduction
Molecular function (GO): guanylate cyclase activity; protein kinase activity; peptide receptor activity
Source: RefSeq, a predicted model, not a curated record
AGGUAGCCCUCUCCCCGCCCGCCCCGUUCAUCCACGCGGGACUGGAUUACCAUGCUGGACACCGCCACGAGUCGCAGGUGGCUUGACGACCAGGCUGAAACCGCAAAGGGAACAGAUUCGCAGCAGUAUGCUUACAACUUAGCAUCAGAACUUCGACCAUCUUCUUCCUGAGUCGCUCUGCGAUGUUGUUUAGGUGAGCGGAAAGGAGGUGCUGCUGACCGGUGGCGGCGGCGGUCAUGCACCCCGGCCCGCCAGUCCAGCCGAGCCAUCGCAGGCCUCCCCGUCGCCAGCAUCCUCACCAGCAGCAGCUCCGUCGAGAGCACAACCUACAGCAACAGCAGCAGCAGCAGCAGCAGCAGCAGGAGCGUCGUCGAUCGCGUCCGCACGACCAUGGUUCACACGCCCUCCUGGUGCUGCUGCUACUGGCCAGCAACCGUCUGGUUCUAGCUCAGGCUGAGCCGCCGGAAACACCGGCGGCUCUGGCGGCUCCAACAACCGAAUGUCAGCAAGCCUCUCAUAAGACUCUGUGGGCGACGAGCAACGACACGGCUAGGUCGCUGCCGCUGCAGAACUUGACCAUCGGCUACCUCACGGCCGUUAAGGGCGGCCUGAAGGACCGCCAGGGACUCACCAUUUCCGGCGCUCUGACUAUGGCCCUCAACGAGAUCAACAGCGAUCCAAACCUUUUGCCAAGAGUGAACCUGGUGCCGCGAUGGAGCGACACGAGGGGAGAGACUGUAGAGGCUACCCGAGCAAUGAUCGAUAUGAUCUGCGACGGGGUUGUGGCAUUCUUCGGUCCAGAGGGGUCGUGCUACGUUGAAGCAAUAAUCUCAGAAAGCAGAAACCUGCCAAUGCUUUCUUACAAAUGUUCUGACUACAAAGCUUCGAAGGUGAAGACAUUUGUCCGUACGGAACCGCCCGACACUCAGGUUACGAAAUCUGUAAUUGCACUACUUCUUCAUUAUGGCUGGUUUAAAUUCACAAUUGUCACCGAGCGCGCCUGGUCGACGGUCGCCCGUUCGCUUCAGGAACAGGCGGCUAAGAACAAUCUCACCGUGAACCAUUACAAAACCGUCGAGGACCGGCAUACGUGCUGUGAGGACAGGCUACCGUGUUGUCAAGUCAGCGUAUGGUUCCAACUUAUACAGGAGACGAAAAAUAUGACUCGCAUAUACAUCUUCCUGGGCACGCCAAUGUCACUGAUAGAUAUGAUGAAUUCGAUGCAAGGUCAAAGGCUCCUAGAUAACGGGGAGUACAUGGUGAUACACGUGGACAUGAUGACGUAUUCGCAACGUGAAGCACAGAAGUAUUUGUGGAAACCGGAACACUUCGAUCAUCUGAAGAAUUGUCUCGAGCCAAAGGACUUUUUGAAGAGGGCACGUUCAUUGAUGGUCGUCGUGUCGACACCACCGACGCAGAAUUACGAAGAAUUUACUAAGAAAGUCCGACACUACAGUAGCAUAGAACCCUUCAACUUUCAAGUUCCCGAGCUUCUGAGAAAGUAUGAAAAGUAUGUCUCGAUUUACGCGGCAUAUCUUUAUGAUUCUGUGAAGCUAUAUGCAAAAGCCUUGGAUCAGUUGAUAAAAGAUUACCCAGGCAUUUCUAUCGAGGAACUAGCCAGAAACGGCACUCUUAUAACCGAUAUGAUUCUCAAGAAAUCAUCUACAUAUCAAAGUGUGAGCGGGGCAACUAUUAAAUUGGAUCCCUCUGGAGACUCGGAAGGAAACUUUUCAGUGCUUGCUUUGAAAAAAGAACCGUUUCGUGUCCAUAACUUCUCUUGCGACUAUCAGAUGAUGCCUGUAGGCCAAUUCCAGCAGGGUGAAACCCUUCUAGUAUAUAAGUCUUGGCCAGGCGCUAUGGAUUGGCCUGGUAAAAAUAAGCCAGAGGCAGAACCUGGUUGCGGUUUUCUGAACGAACACUGUCCGAAGGACGAUACACAUCUCCGCAGUAUCAUUGUUGCUGCAACACUGGCUGUUUUGCUAUUUUGCGCCACAGUAAUCACUAUGAGCAUAUAUCGACGAUGGAAGAUAGAACAGGAGAUAGAAGGAUUGCUUUGGAAGAUUGAUCCGAAUGAGAUUCACGGUUAUCCUCAUCUUGAUAACAUGAUGUCCUCCCCUAGUAAGUUAAGUUUAGUUAGUGCAAUGUCCUACGAGUCGAGAUGUGGCGGUCAAGUGUUUGCGCAAACUGGACAUUACCAUGGUGUAAUGGUACGAAUAAAGGAGUUGAAAUUCUCGAAGAAAAAAGACAUUUCACGGGACGUUAUGAAGGAGAUGCGCAUUCUCCGUGAAAUUAGACAUGGUAAUCUCAACUCCUUCAUCGGAGCGUGCGUGGAGCCAAUGAGGAUAUUGUUAAUUACUGACUAUUGUGCCAAAGGAAGUCUUUAUGACAUUAUUGAAAACGAAGAUAUAAAAUUAGAUGAUAUGUUCAUUGCAUCAUUAAUUCACGAUCUCAUUAAGGGUAUGCUAUAUAUUCAUGAGUCAUCUCUACUAGUCUGUCAUGGUAAUCUAAAAUCUUCCAAUUGUGUUGUAACUUCACGUUGGGUACUCCAAGUUUCCGAUUUCGGUCUUCACGAUAUGCGUCACUGCGCCGAAUCUGAUAGUAUCGGUGAACAUCAGUAUUAUCGAAGUUUAUUUUGGAAAGCUCCCGAAUUGUUAAGAAACUCGCAUGCUCCGAUUAAAGGCACUCAGGCAGGAGAUAUUUAUUCCUUCGCUAUUAUUCUAUAUGAAAUUCUUGGACGCAAGGGACCAUAUGGAAAUAUAAAUCUGGAACCCAAAGAAAUCAUAGACCGAGUGAAAAGAUUCCCAGACGAUGGCGAACCGCCGUUUAGGCCCAACUUAAAUAUACUCUCCGAGUCAAAAGCAAAUUGUGCCGACUACGUCGUCAGCACAAUUACAGACUGCUGGGCCGAAUGUCCAGAAUUUAGGCCUGACUUUAAAGCAAUAAGAACGAGAUUGAAAAAAAUGAAAGCUGGGUGGCAUCGCAAUAUAAUGGAUCAAAUAAUGAAUAUGAUGGAGAAAUAUGCGAGCAAUCUUGAAGAUCUAGUCACCGAGCGUACGGGUCUUCUCUUGGAUGAAAAAAAGAAAACGGAAGAUCUUCUGCACAGAAUGCUACCCAAACCUGUCGCGAAUUGUUUAACAAACGGUAUUGGAGUGGAACCGGAAGCUUUUGACUUGGUUACUAUAUACUUUAGCGAUAUUGUCGGUUUCACUGCGAUGUCAGCAGAAAGCACACCAUUUCAGGUUGUAAAUUUCUUAAAUGAUCUGUAUACGUUGUUUGAUCGUAUAAUCAGAGGAUAUGAAGUAUAUAAAGUUGAAACAAUCGGAGAUGCGUACAUGGUCGUUUCCGGUCUCCCAAUAAGAAUUGGAGAUCAGCAUGCUGGACAAAUAGCAUCAAUGUCAUUGGAAUUACUUAAUGCUGUUAAGCAUCAUACGAUACCUCAUCGGCCUCAAGAAACUCUCAAGUUACGUAUCGGCAUUCAUACCGGUCCUGUGGUAGCGGGCGUUGUCGGUUUGACAAUGCCUAGGUAUUGUCUAUUUGGAGACACCGUCAAUACCGCGUCUCGUAUGGAGUCUACCGGAGAACCGUUACGAAUACAUAUCAGUAAGCAAUGCAAAGAGGCAUUAGAUAAGAUCGGUGGUUAUAAGAUCGAAGAUCGAGGCUUUGUUGAAAUGAAAGGAAAAGGAACAGUGAAGACUUACUGGCUCACGGGUGCUACUGUGACACACAGAAGGAAUACGGAGAACUCUAAUGAGGAUGAAAAUCUUCCGCCACUGUUCUGCAGACCGCGAAAAAGCCCGAAGCUAAAUCCAGACUCGCGAUAUGCAUCGCUACUAGAUGGAUUAGGUGCCGGUAGUCGUAGACAAUCAAGUGUACCAUAUCCAAUAGCAGACGACUCGUCUUCACAGUGUGGUGGAUCUAGUCCACUUCCGCGACCGUUGCACGCUCGCAAGCUCGAGAGAUCUCCCCUGUCUCUGACUGAAAGCGUUUCAAAAACCACACUAGACAAUGUUUCGGUUCAGGAGGAAGAAGAGCGAAGACGCUUCUUAAAUAUCAAGUCAGUCGAUGACCUGUUUAUAAGUAUAGGACCAAAACUCAGGAAAAAUGCACGUGCUUUAUCUACCAUCGCAUCUUCGUCAUCGAGUGACUAUCCAUCCCAGACUGUCAUACGCGGAUCCCGUUCACUCGACCCGCUUCCCACUGAUAUGUAUAAUAAACGACUUGAAUCGCCGAAUUUCUGGAAGGAAAACGAAUGCACGCGGAUUAACUCAAAAGCGGACAUUUCGGAGAAAAUGCUGAAUAAUAAUUAUUCUAAUGGUAAUGUGAUAAUGUUGUCUCAUACCGAUAAUCCUCCGAAUGAAGCAGAUCCACUGUUAGGUAACGACAAUGUAGACAAGAGCGAAAUACGGGAGAAGCGUUCGCGUUCGCUAGAUCAGGUGGUAUCUGCAUCUAGCAUGGACAGUGUACCUGAUAAAAAGUCUUCCGCGCGAAAAUUGUUAGAAAUUCCGCCUGUUUCAACCAUUAUACAAAUGUUCAAUGGUAAUGGAAUGCGCAACAGCAAUGUUUCUCUAAGAAGAGGAAUACUAGCAGGGUAUGAUAAGCAAAACGAACGCGAAAGUGUGGUCUAGUACACAUUCGAGAAACUUUCUCAUUAAAUUUUCUUUUUCUAAUGCGAUAAGCUGAGUAGCAAUAGAAUCACGUGUAAAAACUAGGUGCUAUCAUACGCACAAACUAUAUGAAGUAUACAUUUACGAAAUUUUUUUUUCUUUUUCCUAAUGCGACAAACCGAGUAGCAAUAAUUAGAAUCGUGUAAACAUUAGGCGCUGUCACAGGCACAAAUUAUAUGAAAUAUACAUUGACGAAAUUUUCUUUUUCUUUUUUUAAUGCGACAAACCGAGUAGCAAGAAAUAGAAUCACGUGUAAACACUAGCCGCUGUCACACGCACGAACACAUAUGUGAAAGGUACAUUUACGAAAUUUUCUUUUUUUUUAAUGCGACGAAUCGAGUAGCAAUGGAAUCACGUGUAAA